AAGGGGCGCCAUAUUGUUGUCCGCUGUGUCUCCAGAAAUAAAGCUACGCAGUUAACUGACACACCUACUACAGCGAAUGGGUAAACCUUGACGGUGUAUUUUCUUACAGGCGCAAUUAUGGCAAGCCCAAUAAAAGAUAACUACAGAAUGAAGCGCUACAAAAAUAAAGCCAUGAAUCCUCAGGAGAUGCGCAGACGGAGAGAAGAAGAAGGGAUUCAGCUUCGGAAACAAAAGCGAGAAGAGCAGUUGUUUAAGAGAAGAAACGUCUCGCUUCCUACUAAUGAAGAAUCCAUGUUAGAAUGCCCAAUACAGGAUCCCGACAUAAGCUCCACAGUGCCACAUGCAGGAGAAGGAGUAAUAACGCCCGAUAUGGUUCAGAUGAUUUUUUCCGAUGAUCCUGAUCAGCAACUUGUGGCAACACAAAAGUUUAGGAAAUUACUCUCUAAAGAACCUUAUCCACCUAUAGAUGAAGUAAUACUUACACAAGGAGUUGUAAACAGAUUUGUACAGUUUCUCAAAAGACUUGAAAAUUGCACACUGCAGUUUGAAGCAGCAUGGGCUUUAACGAAUAUAGCGUCUGGAACUUUUCAACAUACCAAAGUUGUUAUCGAAACUGGUGCAGUACCAAUUUUUAUAGAGUUGCUCAAUUCAGAAUAUGAAGAUGUACAAGAACAGGCAGUCUGGGCUCUGGGAAAUAUAGCUGGGGACAAUGCAGAGUGCAGAGACUAUGUGUUAAACUGUGAAAUACUUCCUUCACUCUUACAAUUACUAACAAAGUCAAGUCGACUUACAACAACAAGAAAUGCAGUAUGGGCUCUGUCUAAUUUAUGCAGAGGGAAGAAUCCUCCUCCAGAUUUUAGUAAGGUAUCUCCGUGUUUGAAUGUGUUGUCAAGGCUUCUCUUCAGCAGUGAUCCAGAUGUGUUGGCAGAUGCUUGCUGGGCCCUUUCAUAUCUCUCAGAUGGACCCAAUGACAAAAUUCAAGCAGUAAUUGACUCCGGUGUUUGUAGAAGACUAGUGGAGCUUUUGAUGAACAGUGACUACAAGGUUGUUUCCCCUGUGUUGAGGGCAGUUGGAAAUAUAGUAACAGGUGAUGACGUUCAAACUCAGGUAAUACUUAACUGCUCAGCAUUGCCUUGUCUUCUACAUCUACUGAGUAGUCCUAAAGAAUCUAUAAGAAAGGAAGCCUGCUGGACUGUUUCUAAUAUUACUGCAGGAAACAGAACUCAGAUCCAGGCUGUAAUAGAAUCAAACAUAUUCCCUGUACUAAUUGAGAUUCUUCAGAAAGCUGAGUUUCGCACAAGAAAGGAAGCCGCAUGGGCCAUCACUAAUGCAACAUCAGGAGGAACACCUGAACAGAUCAGGUACUUGGUAUCCUUGAAUUCCAUUAAGCCCCUUUGUGACUUGCUGACCGUGAUGGACUCUAAAAUAGUUCAAGUUGCUUUGAAUGGGCUGGAAAAUAUUUUAAGAUUGGGAGAGCAAGAAGCAAAACAGAAUGGCACAGGCAUCAACCCUUACUGCUCCUUUAUAGAAGAAGCAUAUGGUCUGGAUAAAAUUGAAUUUCUCCAAAGUCAUGAGAACCAAGAGAUCUAUCAGAAGGCUUUUGAUUUAAUAGAACACUAUUUUGGUGUGGAAGAAGAAGAUUCCAGCAUUGCCCCGCAGGUUGACGAGACCCAACAACAGUUCAUCUUUCAGCAACAGGAGGCACCAAUGGAGGGGUUUCAGCUGUAACCCCAAACCCAAAUAUCCUGAACAGCCUUCAGGCAAGAGUGCUCCAAGCUUCUUUUUUUAUCAUUUAACUUUUUUUUUUUUUUCACCCCCCAAUUAUCUUCACAUGGUGAAAGCCUGAAACUGCCCUGUUCGUUUUUUAGAUGGUUACAUUUUGUUGUUGUUGGCAAGAUAAACAUUUUAUUAUUUAA
Molecule: messenger RNA, 1916 nt
Organism: Polyodon spathula (Mississippi paddlefish)
Lineage: Eukaryota; Metazoa; Chordata; Actinopteri; Acipenseriformes; Polyodontidae
Product: importin subunit alpha-6-like
Exons: 14
Coding region: 118-1728 (536 amino acids)
Biological process (GO): NLS-bearing protein import into nucleus
Cellular component (GO): cytoplasm; nucleus; nucleoplasm
Molecular function (GO): nuclear import signal receptor activity; protein binding
Source: RefSeq, a predicted model, not a curated record